GGCACGUUUCCCUUCCCGGCGCAGGAAUAUUUCGUAUAACCGGUCAUACUGGAUCCAAUAAUCCUGACUCGGCGACCCACACUCACUCACUGUCUUUGAAGUUUGAAGUUCGUACCUCAAACUCGACGUUCCCAGUUCUCACUCCCUUACCUCUCUCAUAGCUGCCGCAAACAAUAAAAAAAGAAGAAGAAAAUAACAUGGAAGAGUCUUUACAAUUACAAAUCCAAAGAUUCGAACAGCUCCCUUCUCCCACAGAAUUCGCGUCUCAACUCGAAUCCAAAAACGUCCCCGCUGUUUUUAAUGGAUGCAUUAAGGACUGGAAAGCUUUCGUCAAGUGGAAUCCGGCUAAUGGCGGCCUCGAUCACUUGCAGGAACGGGUAGGAUCAUCUACUGUGGAAGCUAUGCUAUCUAAAACUGCACCUGUGUUUUAUGGCGAUAUUAGAAGCCAUGAAAGGGUUCAGUUACCGUUUUCCACGUUUAUUGAUUUUUGCAAGCAAAGUAUGCGAAACACGGACAGUAGUGGUGGUUCUUUGUUGCAAUCAGAAAGGCAUCAUGAUGCUGUUACUGAUGUAGAUCAGGAAAGUAUGCUUUCCGGUGAUGUUCCUCAGCAAAUUUAUCUAGCACAGGUGCCGAUAAUGAAUAGCGAGGAUCGAGAGAGGGUUCAACUUGAAGGUCUUAGGGAAGACAUUCAAACGCCUGCUUUUUUGGAAACAAAAGAACUAGCUUCUAUCAAUUUGUGGAUGAAUAAUGCUCAAUCUAGAUCAAGCACCCACUAUGAUCCACAUCAUAACGUGCUAUGUGUAGUUGCUGGCAGCAAACAAGUUGUCUUAUGGCCGCCCUCUGCAAGUCCAUUUUUAUACCCAAUGCCUGUAUAUGGGGAGGCCUCAAACCACAGUUCUAUUGCUCUGGAAAACCCUGACUUCUCAUUGUAUCCGAGAGCAAAAUGCUCCAUGGACUACUCUCAGAAGGUUAUUCUUCAUGCAGGUGAUGCCCUUUUCAUUCCUGAAGGCUGGUUCCACCAAGUAGACAGUGAUGAUUUGACCAUUGCUGUGAACUUUUGGUGGCGGUCCAACAUAAUGUCUAACAUGUUAGAACACAUGGAUGCUUAUUAUUUGCGAAGAAUAUUAAGAAGAUUGAUGGACAAAGAAAUGAACCAAGUACUCCCCAAGGCUUCUCACGGCACAGAGAAACUGAAGAGCACAUGUGAGCUGCUCAGUAAUGGAGCAGAUCAUGGUUGUUGUGACUUGAACCCGGCAUGCAAGAAACAGGGUUUACAAGGGAAGGACCUUAAGUUGCAUGAAUUGGAACCGUUUUCUCUCCAGGCCCUUCAUGAACUUGUUUCUGUAGUUCAUGACCGUGUUAACAUCACCGACCAAAGUCAAUGCAUUCAAUCAACUCCACCAAAUGAUUCUAAAGUCAGUGUGAAACAUGAAUGCGAUAAAACUUUGACAAGUAAAUUAUUUUUCCUAGAGGAUGAUCCAGUUGCUAAAAUUCUUUGGACCUUUGAUCCAAGCACUCUCCAGAAUGUCCUCCUUGCCAUGGCACACAAUUUUCCAAGAACCCUGGAGGCUCUGAUACUGCACUUGCUUUCACCAGUAGGAGCAGAGGUACUUACAAGGAAGUUUGAUGAGGUUGAUCAACAUACAACAGAAGAUGAUCGUAACAAAUUCUACCAAGGCUUUUAUGGUGCAUUUGAUGACCAAUUUGCUGCAAUGGAUGCAAUCCUUAAUGGAAAGGAAUUAUUUGCUCUCCAGGCAUUUAAAGAUUCUCUGGAUAAAUUCUUGGGAGUGAACAUUGACGUUCCCAAACCAUCAAUUAGAUGAUAAGCCAUGCAGUGAUGCAACUUCGUGAAAGAAUCGGUCCCACCUGCAGUAUUAAAAGAGUCGAGCAAAGCAUUUCCAUAGAAGAAGCUUUCUGUCAUAAUCGGUACUUUUACAUGCGAGUCAUCCAUGCUGCAGAAAUAUAAAUGAUUGCCAAGUUUGAAUAGUGCCGCAUAUGUCACAGCUUUCAAUAUGCCAUGCUAUCCCAAGUAAUUUGACUCUAAUGAUACUCUUCCAACAGAUAAAUUUUUUGUAUAAUGUAUAGUCUGAAUUUUGAAACUUCA
Molecule: messenger RNA, 2104 nt
Organism: Populus nigra (black poplar)
Lineage: Eukaryota; Viridiplantae; Streptophyta; Magnoliopsida; Malpighiales; Salicaceae
Product: lysine-specific demethylase JMJ31
Exons: 15
Coding region: 198-1823 (541 amino acids)
Molecular function (GO): 2-oxoglutarate-dependent dioxygenase activity
Source: RefSeq, a predicted model, not a curated record